AUGGCUUCCGCAGCUGUCCAAAUUCCCGGUUUUCACGGUGCCUCGCGUGCUGAAAAGCCUCAAGUUCAUGUUGCCAAGGAACCUCAGCAUGUCCAGACUACGCUCAACUUCCUGAAAGAAAAUGAAGAUGGGUCACCUCCAGCGCCAGCAUAUACCGACAGACCCGAGACUUAUGAUAGACCUGUCACUACCCUCCCAGCCACCAUCCACGAUAUCAGUGGCCAUGAACUGGACUAUACACUGGAUGGCCAUGGGUUCCAGCUUUACUACCACGAGAGUCAAGAAGAAGACUUUCUAGAUGAAGAAAGGAUUAAGCGAGAGUAUUACCCAGAGACUGAACAACUGUUAAAGGACGCGACGGGCGCCUCUCGGAUCUUCAUCUUCGACCACACCAUCCGUCGAGCAUCAAAUGACAACAGCCGAGGCACAAAGCUCCGCGGUCCAGUUCAACGCGUCCACAUCGACCAAUCUUACUCCGCAGCCAAAAGCAGAGUCCCCUUCCAUCUCCCAGAAGAUGCACCGAAGCUCCUCAAGGGCCGAUACCAGAUUAUCAAUGUCUGGCGUCCAAUCAAGACUAUACUGAAAGACCCCCUGGCGGUCGCUGAUGCGAACUCGGUUCCAGACAGUGAUCUUGUGCCUGUGAAGUUGAUAUACCCUAACCGUGAGGGUGAGACGUACACCGUGAAGCCGGAUCCUGAAAUCAAGUGGUACUACCGCUAUGCUCAGACUCCGGAUUUGGUUACUUUGAUCAAGUGCUUUGAUUCGAAGACCGAUGGCAGAGCUCGCCGUGUGCCCCACACUGCUUUUGUUAACCCCGAGACGGAGAAUGAACCAGGUCGGGAGAGUAUUGAGGUUCGGGCUUUGGUUUUUCAUCCUGAUGACCGUGAUUGA
Messenger RNA from Penicillium antarcticum, 891 nucleotides. RefSeq lists its product as uncharacterized. Bases 1 to 891 code for a protein of 296 amino acids. The transcript has 2 exons. The record is from RefSeq and is a predicted model, not a curated record. NCBI's taxonomy places the organism in Eukaryota, Fungi, Ascomycota, Eurotiomycetes, Eurotiales, Aspergillaceae. Gene Ontology annotation, molecular function: oxidoreductase activity.